Messenger RNA from Acaulospora morrowiae, 387 nucleotides. The record is from the annotation of a GenBank genome assembly. Lineage: Eukaryota; Fungi; Glomeromycota; Glomeromycetes; Diversisporales; Acaulosporaceae.
AUGAAGUGGAUCCACGACGAUCAGGCUUGGCUUCCGACUAUCCGCUCAUUCGGAAAAAAAGGUCAGAGAAGAAUAAAAAUAGCCGACGCUGAGAUUGUUGCAAACAAUCAAGCACGGAAAGCCAUAUAUAACCUUGUUGAAAUUGGCAAAUUCGGUCCAUUUGGAAACCGGGAUUCCACCGAUGAAAAAAACCCCGGUGAUGAUGGACAACGUGCGGCAGUGUGUGUGGUGUUGACGCUCACGUCUCUCCGACUGCUCGUGGUUUUUUUCGGGAAUUCCUUGAACACCGAACGUAAGAUGUUCGUGAUACUGGUGGAAUGUGAUAACCCUUAUUAUGUCAUGAUGGAUGGAGCAGGAGAUUAUGGUUGCACACUGCAUAAAGCAUAA